Hyalella azteca is the source of this 2066-nucleotide messenger RNA. RefSeq lists its product as uncharacterized. Lineage: Eukaryota; Metazoa; Arthropoda; Malacostraca; Amphipoda; Hyalellidae. The coding region runs from base 38 to 2053 and encodes 671 amino acids. The record is from RefSeq and is a predicted model, not a curated record. The transcript is spliced from 3 exons.
AGCGGGCACGCUCAGUAAGAAGUACGAAGGAUUCUUCAUGAUCCUGUGGCUCCUGGAACACUGUCUCAUCACGCAGCUGCACACGUACGUCUUCCUGUCCGUGCCUGCACGUGGCGUCUGCGCCCCACGUGCUGCACGCGCCUUCUCUGGUGACGGUUCUUUUAUCGGCGAUGAAUUCUCCACCUGCAGCACGAAUGGUCAGCAAGAAAACCACGAACGUUUCCGUGAGUUAGGAAACGGACGGACGACCAACUUAUCUUCCGCUGGUGUAGUUAGCAGUGAACAUACGGCGGAUAGUAACGCCCAUAUAGAUCAAACUAAUCAUGAUGCUUUGAACAGUGACAUAACAAUGGGUAACAGUGAUAUAACAGUGGGUAACGGUGAUCAAACAGUUGCCAGCAAUAACUCUACGUCUGCCAGCAGUAACCCUACGUCUGCCAGCAGUAACCCUACGUCUGCCAGCAGUAACCCUACGUCUGCCAGCAGUAACCCUACGUCUGCCAGCAGUAACCCUACGUCUGCCAGCAGUAACCCUACGUCUGCCAGCAGUAACCCUACGUCUGCCAGCAGUAACCCUACGUCUGCCAGCAGUAACCCUACGUCUGCCAGCAGUAACCCUACGUCUGCCAGCAGUAACCCUACGUCUGCCAGCAGUAACCCUACGUCUGCCAGCAGUAACCCUACGUCUGCCAGCAGUAACCCUACGUCUGCCAGCAGUAACCCUACGUCUGCCAGCAGUAACCCUACGUCUGCCAGCAGUAACCCUACGUCUGCCAGCAGUAACCCUACGUCUGCCAGCAGUAACCCUACGUCUGCCAGCAGUAACCCUACGUCUGCCAGCAGUAACCCUACGUCUGCCAGCAGUAACCCUACGUCUGCCAGCAGUAACCCUACGUCUGCCAGCAGUAACCCUACGUCUGCCAGCAGUAACCCUACGUCUGCCAGCAGUAACCCUACGUCUGCCAGCAGUAACCCUACGUCUGCCAGCAGUAACCCUACGUCUGCCAGCAGUAACCCUACGUCUGCCAGCAGUAACCCUACGUCUGCCAGCAGUAACCCUACGUCUGCCAGCAGUAACCCUACGUCUGCCAGCAGUAACCCUACGUCUGCCAGCAGUAACCCUACGUCUGCCAGCAGUAACCCUACGUCUGCCAGCAGUAACCCUACGUCUGCCAGCAGUAACCCUACGUCUGCCAGCAGUAACCCUACGUCUGACGAGGAGGUCGAAAUUUUUUCCCUGCUGGCGAAGUCGUCGCUGACGCCCCUGGAGCGCUCGGCCGUCCUGACGCUCUACGCCACGCACGUGUCAGUCAUAUCGCUGGACGACCUGCGUACCUUCGUCAGGUUAGUGCGUACCUUCGUCAGGUUAGUGCGUACCUUCGUCAGGUUAGUGCGUACCUUCGUCAGGUUAGUGCGUACCUUCGUCAGGUUAGUGCGUACCUUCGUCAGGUUAGUGCGUACCUUCGUCAGGUUAGUGCGUACCUUCGUCAGGUUAGUGCGUACCUUCGUCAGGUUAGUGCGUACCUUCGUCAGGUUAGUGCGUACCUUCGUCAGGUUAGUGCGUACCUUCGUCAGGUUAGUGCGUACCUUCGUCAGGUUAGUGCGUACCUUCGUCAGGUUAGUGCGUACCUUCGUCAGGUUAGUGCGUACCUUCGUCAGGUUAGUGCGUACCUUCGUCAGGUUAGUGCGUACCUUCGUCAGGUUAGUGCGUACCUUCGUCAGGUUAGUGCGUACCUUCGUCAGGUUAGUGCGUACCUUCGUCAGGUUAGUGCGUACCUUCGUCAGGUUAGUGCGUACCUUCGUCAGGUUAGUGCGUACCUUCGUCAGGUUAGUGCGUACCUUCGUCAGGUUAGUGCGUACCUUCGUCAGGUUAGUGCGUACCUUCGUCAGGUUAGUGCGUACCUUCGUCAGGUUAGUGCGUACCUUCGUCAGGUUAGUGCGUACCUUCGUCAGGUUAGUGCGUACCUUCGUCAGGCUAGUUUAUCACUCCAUAUUGACACCACCACCUUCACCACCACAUGUUUAUGCCACCACCUUCAUCACCUUAUGCUGACGUCACCACCUUC